Messenger RNA from Stylonychia lemnae, 282 nucleotides. The record is from the annotation of a GenBank genome assembly. Lineage: Eukaryota; Ciliophora; Spirotrichea; Sporadotrichida; Oxytrichidae.
AUGAAGAGCAUGAGCAAAAUAUUCCAAAGCUUUGAAAACUAAUUAGCCCAGUUCGGGCGAAACCACAUUGGCACUUAUUAAGCAGUAGACAUGGAAUUAAUGUAUACAUCCUAGAGACUCCAGCAAGCUCUUAGUAACAGCUCCUAACAAAUGAAUAAUCUAUAAGGGGAUGAACUUGUCCUACAUGAGAUGGAGUCACAGCAUAAUAACUAUUGCCUAGUACCCUUUAACAACUAAAACGCUAUGAGAAAUAGAUUCAUUCAAUACAACUCCAAAUUCUGA